UCUACCUCUAGUUGCUUUGCUAUUUUCCGGUUGUCGCUGCUCAGUUAACUCUCCACUGAUCCAUUCACAGGUGCUCCAUUGUUUCCAUUUCUGGGUUUUGUUUGUUGUGUGAAAUGGAGAGAAAACAGGGGUUCUUUUCGGCACUUAAAGAGGAAGUGGUUAGAGGGCUGUCGCCGGGGAGGUCCAGGUCGAGAUCAAGGGCGCAGAGUCCGGCGAGAAGUGGGUCACCAAUGUCGGGUCUUCUAAGGCGGAGGAAGGGUCAGGGUCACCGCCACGUGCAGCAGCCGGAGCAGUUAAUUGCGAGAUCCGGAAGUCUGAGGCCUGCAGAAGCUUUAUCGCCGCUAAAGGAGGGUCCGGACGGGAAUGAUCGCGGAGAUUCAAGGAUGGAGGGGAGGUGGGGCCACUGGAUGAAGGAAAAGCUUUCGAGGACACCAUCAGUUGCUGGCUCAGCCUUCAAGCGGUCCGAUCUGAGGCUGCUGCUUGGUGUCCUUGGUGCACCGCUCGCCCCUGUUCACGUUUUCACCGGCGACCCUCUGCCUCAUCUCAGCAUCAAAGAUACUCCAAUUGAAGCUUCAUCUGCUCAGUAUAUAUUGCAGCAGUACACGGCAGCAUCAGGAGGGCAGAAGCUUCAAAACUCUAUUCACAAUACGUAUGCAAUAGGAAAAGUGAGGAUGAUAGCUUCUGAGUUUGAGACUGCCAACAAGGUGACUAGGAGUCGGAAUUCCUCCAAAGCUGCAGAGUCAGGUGGCUUUGUUCUAUGGCAGAUGAAUCCAGACAAGUGGUAUGUGGAGCUUGCACUUGGUGGCAGUAAAGUUCAUGCUGGCUGCAAUGGGCAGCUUGUGUGGAGGCACACACCUUGGCUUGGUGCGCAUACUGCAAAAGGCCCUGUUAGACCACUACGACGUGCACUUCAGGGUCUUGACCCAAGAACCACUGCAAGCAUGUUCGCAAAUGCAAGAUGCAUUGGGGAGAAGAAGAUCAAUGGAGACGAUUGCUUUAUCCUCAAGCUUUGUGCUGAUCCGGCUACACUGAGGGCUAGGAGUGAAGGGCCAGCUGAGAUUAUUAGGCAUGUCUUGUUUGGCUACUUCAGCCAGAAAACAGGGCUCCUUGUUCACCUUGAAGACUCACAUUUGACUCGCAUCCAAAACAACGGAGGUGAUGCCGUGUACUGGGAGACAACAAUCAACUCGUUUCUUGAUGAUUACAGGCCAGUGGAUGGAAUAAUGGUUGCUCACUCAGGGCGCUCUGUUGCCACCCUUUUCCGCUUUGGUGAUACUGCAAUGAGCCACACCAGGACCAGGAUGGAAGAAGCAUGGGUGAUAGAGGAAGUGGCAUUCAAUGUUCCUGGCCUGUCAGUUGAUUGUUUCAUCCCUCCUGCUGAACUACGAUUCACAUCCAUGAGCGAAACCUGUGAACUUUCGCAGGUUCGUGGGGUAAGACCUGCCAUCCCAGCAUCAACUUAUCGUGCUAAAGUUGUUGAGUUUGAGAAACGCCAUGAAAAUGGUGCAAACAAUGCUGCGUGGAGGGGCCAGAUGAGCUAGGUUAUAAGUUUCUCCACUUUUGGAUAAUGUCUCUUCUAAUUUGUAAAUAGAGCAAAGUCAUUGACAUAUUUUCUCAAGAGUUUUGGUUUAAUUUUAUACUUCUGUUGGGGAAUCCCAGUAUUGGAGUCAGGGCUUGGGCUAGUGAUGACGCACGGAGCUAUGAAGGAGGCAUGUUUUCCAUAUACCUUCGCUCUAUUUAUGUCGGGAAGUAGUGAUAGAAUUCUUGUAAGCUCCUUUAUGACGGUAGUAGAUCAUGGUAGAUAAUUUUUCACAUACAGGUACCUUGUAAUCUUUUUACAAGAGCCAUGGCCAUUCCCGAAUUUGGGUCUGUUUGUUUCUUGAGUUCUU
This is a messenger RNA of Tripterygium wilfordii, 1889 nucleotides long. RefSeq lists its product as uncharacterized. The coding region runs from base 114 to 1541 and encodes 475 amino acids. The transcript is spliced from 3 exons. The record is from RefSeq and is a predicted model, not a curated record. NCBI's taxonomy places the organism in Eukaryota, Viridiplantae, Streptophyta, Magnoliopsida, Celastrales, Celastraceae.